Molecule: messenger RNA, 3820 nt
Organism: Nematostella vectensis (starlet sea anemone)
Lineage: Eukaryota; Metazoa; Cnidaria; Anthozoa; Actiniaria; Edwardsiidae
Product: neuronal pentraxin-1
Exons: 6
Coding region: 2603-3748 (381 amino acids)
Source: RefSeq, a predicted model, not a curated record
AAAUCCGAAAAACUUGCCCGGUAACUUACGGGAGCUCAAGAGCUCCCGUUAACUUACCGGGAAUUACUUUUAAUGCGAUAAUUGAUACUCAAAACGAUGUUUUUCCUUAAUAUUUUCAACUGAAUUUAUAGAUCAACUAUUCAUCUAGAAUUGGCCAAGUUGAACUAUCCAAUUUGGUGCAUUUUUCUGAUUAAAUCUCGCCAUUUUCAAGUUGUGUCGAUUUGUAGUGAAUUUUCAUCACUUGUGGAAACCAUAUCACUGCCCGGAAAGAAGUGGGCCAAUCACGGCUAACAUCACUUUAUGGGAUUCCCUACCAGCCAAUCAGGUUUCUUUUCUGUCAAAUGAUUUGACAUUUAGCUGUCACCGUGCGCCUAAAAAAUGUAAACAACUUUGCGAAGGUUUGUUUUGCUACAAAAUGUAGUAUAACAGCCUGAGUAUAGUAGUAGUAUAACAAAUGUGGCAGGUUAUUACAAAUGUGCCUCAACAACAUGUCUUCGAUUUAGAGAGAAUUAGUAAACGAUGACCUUUUGCAUUGGCCGUAGGGAGAACACUCUAGAUUGUUCUUGCGGCAGGAGCACUAAAAGUUCUACUGCAGUCCUGGAGGACUCUCUAUCGACUUGAUAAAAUAUUGAAACUUGGAACUGUUGAACAUGGCUGCUGCUGAAGUUGGGGAUACAUUUUGUGGCUCUCUUAGCUCUGUUAACAGCUGCCUGUACGCGGAUGUAGGGUGAGGAGACAAGCUUCAUAAUUCAUGGAAGGUGGUAUCGGCACAACCAAGAAGCACACGGAUAAAGAGCAAAAAAUAAACUAAGAAAUAGAAAUUUUAAAAAAUGUAACUUUUCCCUAGCUGAUAUUUCACGGUCGUCAUUCCCCCCAUCUUCGAGUCGAUUGGGAUUUUGGCUCAGGUAGAUGUCAUGGGCUUCCAUACGGAAGUAUCGUCACCAAUAGGAGCGGUGAUGCUAAUCGUGUGGACGAUUUUACCGCAGCUUUCCAAAUAAGCAAUCAUAUCAUCGAUUCGUCAUCGCUUACGUGUCCAUUUUGCCACAACCGCUUGACCUCGGGUACUUGUUCAUUAUUUGAAUACAAUUCUGCUUGUUUUUCUUUUUUGCCUAAACACUACCUUUUCUUAUAGGGACCGCCAUGUUUUAAAAAGUUUUUUUUCUGUCAACACCACGAAACAGUUACAGUAGGAAUUUCAAUCUUCGUGAGAUGUGUCGUCUUCCUUGGGCCAGAGUAUUCAAAAUGUUGUUCAAGAUCUUCUGGGGAGGAGCUAGAAUUGAGCUGUGUUAAUGCGCACGGCCGAUUGCGAAGUUGUGCUAUCUGCUAACAAGAUGCCUUCUCCGGUCAUUUUAGCGGUAUAAACAUUAACUGCGCUGUCGGCUUAGACACCCGUGCAGGUGUUUUUAAGUGUAGGGUCUUACAAAAAAGGGCGAUCUUUCCGCAAGAACUAAAAGGUCUAAAAGGGUUGAAUGUCUACAAGCAUCGUGAUGGUGACAAAAUUUUUACUUUUUGAUAGGAUAAGCCUGAGACUGUGUCUGGGGUACUGCAUUUACAAUCACACUUAAUAAUUAUAAUUGAAAGCAGGGUUGUAGAAAGAUAACAAUAAACUUGAGAUCGACGCAAACUAAUGAUAAUAAUUACAUAAUGUGCUUGAUUCUCCUUCCAAAAAAAAACCUGUGGAUUUUGCCCAAAAUAGAUUAGCUAUAUCAGAUAACGUUGAUUUUUAUCCAAGUCAUGUAAAAAUAUAUAUUUCUCAUCAUUUAUAGUGGUAUAAAUUAGUAUGUAUAUUUUUCGUGAUUUUCAUGAUUAAGGAUCCCUGUGGUUUUUGUACAAACCUUGUAUUGGGAAAUUUGAUGCGGGUUUUCGGGGUGUUUGCGUGCUCCGAUCUUUUUUUACCCUGGUUCCAGAGCCUCGUGCGUCCCUCUAUUUAGUGGCCAGCGAGGUUGAGACGUAUGUUAUAAAGGGAGACUUAAUUAAUACAAAAACGUUGAAAAAACCUUGUGUUGCAAUCAGUCCGAUCUCAAACCGUAGAUUGACUGGGCUGAACAGCAAAAGUCAAAUAAUGCCGUAGAUUUUUUUUACGGCGAAAGGCCGCGUGUAAUCUGAAACCCUAGUGAGAAGAACCUCAUUGUUUUCCUAACAUAGAAGAAAAAUCAUGAAAGAUCGAGAUCAUCACCGACAAGAAAUUAUCAGUCACAUCCUCCAAUAAAUUUCAAUACACACACUGCUUUUACAAUUUUGAAAUAUCUUUCGCGCUUCCCGUUAAAAAUCAUCAGAGAUUGUUACAUAAUCGUCCGAAAAUAACAGGUAACAAUGCCGCGUUAAUUGGAUUCCAUGAUUCCAAUGGAAGGUGCUGAGCUGACUUGCAUCAAUCAGUCUCACCUGCGUCCAUGUCACCAGUGCAAAUAUAUCAAAGACGUCAUAAAAUAUGUAAGCCAUUUUAGAUGUGUUUUUGCAGUAUCAUUCACGGAAGUUAUAGUCUUUCUCCUCGAUUUCGAUGGCCUUUGUCAUCAGGUCAAAACAUUUUACUACUACUACUACUAUUACUAAGUAUUCUUAAUUGCAGAGAAAUAAUCUUUUCGUCUGCUCGCCGUUAAGCCAUAUGAAGGGCCUGGAACUGCUGUUUUCGCAUGUUACUGCUUUUCUACUGCUACGUUGUUCAGAUGGGUCAACCGCACCACUUAGAAGUGAAUGCGUUAAAGAGAGCAAGUUUGAAAACCCUGUUCAUGGGAAGUCCCUUGCCAAUCACAUGAUUUCGUCAGUGCUCGUCGAUUCGCAAGUAGACUGUGCCAUCGAAUGCGUAGGACAUGACAGCUGCCAAUCAUUUAACUACCAAUCAGAAAGCAGCGAUUUACAUCAAUGUGAGCUGAACAACGCAUCUACCAGCUCAAGUGAAGCCUUGAAUGAACGGGAACAAUUUUCAUACUACGGCCCGACAACCCCUGGUGUGUGCGCAUCGUCCCCAUGCCGUUAUGGCGGAACCUGCGUCAGGUCCUGCGAUGAUUACGAAGAGUACGAGUGCUUCUGCCCGAAGAAUUUUAUUGGUCGUCAAUGUGAGACUUAUAUUGAAAAGUUCGACUUGGCCUUUCCAAGACAAAGCAUUGCGGAUUACGCUGUUCUUAAUGUAUCCAGCAGCUUAUUUACAUCAUUCACCGCGUGCAUUUGGCUAAACACGACAUUCGCUUCUGACGACCCCAUUAUCCUGUUUUCGUAUGCAGAGCAGGCGAAACCGCACCAAAUCCGCGUUGGUUGUAAAGAAAGCAUGAAAAAGUGUCAUCUGAUGGUUGACAGAGUUGCGAAUUUCGUAGAAGUAGAUUCCUUGGCUGACGGUCAAUGGCAUCAAGUGUGUAUCAAGUGGAACAGCACUGACGGCAAAUGGGCGUUCUACGUCGACGGCGCUAAGCGUGGUCACGGAUCAAACUUCAAAGUCGGAUACGCAUUCCAAGGCAAAGGAAAACUGGUACUAGGUCAGAGACAAGACUCUUACGGCGGCAAUUUCGCAGAGGGCAAAUCUUAUGUCGGUGCUCUGAGUCAGUUCCACAUGUGGGAUGGCGUGGCUACUGAUCACGUGAUCAAGGAACGCUCACGAGCAUGCGCAGUAGAGAGAGGAGAUCUCAUAUCCUGGAGGGAAUUCAACUUUGAUAGUUACCAUGGUGACGUCAAGAUGGUUUUCCCAUCAGGCUGUCGAUCACGAGGUAGGAAUGCAGCUAUCAGCCAUUUUUCACUUUUUGGAGCAAUAUCAAGCUAAACCCAAAAAAUCAUGUUCAAACGAGUAGUGAUUUUUGUGUCAUUUCGAAACACUAACAUUACCAUAACAUAA